AAGUGUAUGUUACUAUUAUCACAUGAGCCGAGUUAUUGUGUUCACUCAAGCCAGUCUGUAAAUAUCAUUUGUUGGAGCUCAUGGAGGAAAACUUCAAAUCACUUGUUACUUUGAUGGAGUUACCAGCAUAGCUGAUUCCUUGUGUGUUAUAGUUUGUUUGUGUUGAUUGGUUUUCAGCCUGGUUCAUAGAGGUGGAUAAUAGGUGUAGAUACUAGGAUGUGGAUUUCAGGACAUCGUUUUAUGGAUGUAUGUAAAAAAUAGACAUCUGUGGACUUCACUGACUCUGUGUAUAAUGAGAUGUAAUCGGGAAAGGUCAGUGACUGAGUGUUAAAAUCACAGAUGGAGCUGGAUAAUUCGUUUGAACCGUCAUCGUCCGUACUAAGCAGAUUGCGCAGUCGGAUCAUGGCGAUAAGCUAUAAUUAUCACCAAUUCGGUAGACGAAGUACUGAAGAUGAAGAAGAUGAUGAUUCGCUGAAAAAAUCGUCUUCUAAAAAGGCUCCGUCAAAUUUGUGCUUCAAGCUGCUGGUGGUGAUCUUUAUAAUCAUCAUCCUCGGCCUCAUCGCGGGCAUCGUGUGGCAGCACUUCCACCUCAAGUCAGAGCUCGAGUGUAUGACGGAGAACUGUGUUAAAACGAGUUCCCUUAUCAUGACCAAGAUGAACCGGUCGGUCGACCCAUGCGUUGAUUUCUACGAGUACGCCUGUGGGGGGUGGGAGAAGAGUGCCUUUAUCCCCCCUGACAAGGGCAAAUACGGAGCCUUUGCCGAGGCAACCAAGAAAAACGAUGCCACGUUACAAAAGGUGCUUGAUGAAAAAGGACAUGUGUUUAAAGGCAAAAAUUCGACAGCGAUUAAGAAAGCAAAGAUGUACUACCAGGCAUGCAUGAACAAAACAGAGGUGAAGAAACAAGGAUUAACUCCAAUUCUGCAGUAUAUUAAAAAACUUGGUUCGUGGACGGUGACUUCAGACACUGUUUCUGGAACAUGGAAUGCUGCAUCAUGGGAUUUUAUUGAGGCACUUGUGCGGAUCCAUCAACAAAAUAAGAUGCCUUUCUUCAAGCUGAAGGUUGCACCUGACGACAAGAACAACAGCAAUAACAUUCUUAAAUUUGAACAAGAUGGUUUAACGCUUAUCGACCAUCAGGAGUAUCUAGGCAACAACAGCGAAAAGUUUCACAAGGCUUUCAUCAAGUUCGGGACAAAGUUUGGAAUGCUUCUAGGAGGAAACGAGUCUGUAGUCAGAUCCAAGAUGUCCGACAUAUACGAAUUUGAGAAAAAGCUGGCAGAGGUAUAUGUGUCGAAGGCUGAUCUUCAAGACCCGUUGAAAUAUUACAACAAAAUGAGUGUUGAAGAAUUUCAGAAACUUCUUGGAGGCAAAGAUGUGUUUGACUUGAAGAGAUAUCUAGAUAAAAUCUUUAAUGAUGAUGUUCUACUCACUGAAGAAGUUAUCAUCACUUCGCUAGACUACUUUAAAAAACUUGGAGGCAUUAUUAAAAAUGCCACCAGCGAGGUCAUCAACAACUACUUGGUGUGGAGUGUCAUACAGUACACUGCAGGCUAUCUGCCAGAUGAGUUUGUCGACGCCGCUCUCAUUCUUACCAAAGCGGAGAGCGGCACUUCCGCCGUGGCCCCCAGGUGGCAGCGCUGUGUCUACAAGACCAACUCGGCUCUCGGCUUCGCAACUAGCGCCCUCUUUGUUGAAGAGCGCUUCACUCCGGGCACCAGAGAAAAGGUUUCCGAGAUUCUGGACGAAAUAAAACACGCCUUUCUGAUGAACCUGCAUACCGUGACAUGGAUGGACGGCAAGACACAAGAGAAAGCCAUAGAGAAAGGCGAGGCCGUUGAGAAAAUGAUAGGCUACCCAGACUUUAUAAUGGACCCCGUAAAGCUGGACGAUCAUUACGUAAAUUUGACAAUACCUGAUGGGCAGUUUCUCCAAAGUUAUAUCAAUGCUUGUGUAUGGGGUUUCAAGAAGCAACUCGAAAAACAUGGAAAACCACCAGACCGCAAAAAGUGGGGAAUGAUGCCGUCUGAAGUAAAUGCGUACUAUUCGAUAUCCUGGAAUUAUAUAGUUGUUCCUGCAGGGAUUCUACAACAACCGUUUUUUGAGCCUACUUUCCCCCAAUUUGUAAAUUUUGGUGCCUUAGGAUUUGCAUUGAGUCAUGAAAUUACUCAUGGCUUUGAUGAGACAGGUAAAGAUUACGACAAAUACGGAAACAUGAAGAACUGGUGGAGCAAGGCGUCGGCAGACUCAUUCUCGGAGAAAGCCAAGUGUCUGGAAAACCAGUACAGUCAUUACGAGGUGGAUGGUGUCAAGCUGAAUGGCUUACAGACACUGGGAGAGAACAUAGCAGACAAUGGUGGUCUUAAGGCAGCAUUCACCGCCUACAAGAUGAACAAUCACGCUCAGAUGGAGAAGAAACUUCCCGCUAUUGGUCUCACUAAUGACCAGGUCUUCUUCGUUAGCUUCGCACAGGUUUGGUGCAGUUACUAUCGGCCAGCUUAUGCUAAACAGUCGGUGCUGGUCGAUCCCCACUCCAUAGCCGAGUUUAGGGUGAAAGGAACCAUUUCCAACUCUGCUGAAUUCUCCUCAGCGUACAAAUGUCCCAUGGAUUCGCCGAUGAACCCCAAGAAAAAAUGUCACAUCUGGUGAUGAAGGAGACCACUAGGAGAUUUAAUAUUUUAAUAUGUCUUGCUAAUAUAUCUCAACACUACCAUAGACUCUUAGGGGGCUUCCAUAAAGUAUAUAUCUCCCGGGGGGGUGGGGGGGGGGGGGGGAGGAUACACCAAUGAAUGCCAAGAAAAAAAUCUCACAUCUGUUGAUGAAGAAAACAAAGAGGAAAUUUAAUAUGUCUUGUAGGGUCUCCACGGGUACUCUUAGCAAGACUCGAAUCUGUUUACAGGACUUGAGUACCCUUGCACGGAACAGAAUAGGAUAGGAUAGGAUAACAUAUUAACGUGCCUAUAUCUAAUUAAGGUCCAAGCACCGUGCGAGGAAGAAGAAGAAGACGAAGAGAAGGAUUUUACGUGCACAUUCAGAGCAAGCUGUUGUAGCGCACGCCUAUACUGGGCACAGGGACCGGCCUUGGCCAGAUCUCUCGUCCAGGACAGGAAAGGUGGAGGGGGGGGGGGGGGGUAAGAGAAGGGAUGCCUGCACUGACAAGUGCAAGGGAGCACCAGCAGUCCAAAUGUUGGUGACAGGCGGGGUGUACAUAAUUUUGAAUGUCGCGUAGGAUUAUAUCCAAAGAGGAAGAGGUGCGCAUUUUCAUGGAGGAAAUUUGACACAAUUUUGAUGGUCGUUCUAAUUGAAAUAGUGAGGAGAGCAUUCUUAAUUAAUUAUAAUUUUUAACGUCAUUUUGUCAUAUGCUUGCAGCCAGUUACAUUAUGGGGCUAUAGGAAUGUGUGGAAUGCAUUACAAUGGCAUGAUUUGGCAUCCAUGUUCAGGGCUGGAAUUAAGAUGCAUAAUGCUAUUUUACUUUAUUCCAUAGUUUUAUUAUUAUCCAGUGUCGGGUACUCGGGUCCGGGUCGAGUUUGACCCUCGAGUCCAAUAGUUUUGGACUCAUGGAGACCCUAAUGUAUUGGUAAAAUAUCUCAAUACUCCUUUGGACGAAGUACAAAUGUAGAUUUGUUAGCAUAAAAUAAUCUGACUCAUUGUGUAAUUUCAGAGUCUCGGAAAUACUGAGCUCUGAUUAUUUCAUUAAUUUGAACAUCAGGGUUUGUUUGAGACGUUCUGGAGUACAAUAUUUUCUUGGAUAUAACAUAUAGGGGAACAAACCUUCAGGUGGACGUUAUAGUAUGACUCUUACAUUCCCAAAAAUGUACAUAUUUCAAAGUAGUAAUAAACAACACUUUUACGUGCUUCCAUAAAAAAACCAACUGUUCAAGUAUACCUGUCAUGGCACAACCUCCGAAUUUCUCAAUAAGACAGGGUUGGGUUUUUUUUUUAUAGAUAUAGGCAUUUUGCCUGUUUGCCAAUUCCCAACCAGCAUUAUAAUUGGGAAUAAAUAUUGUUUAAAACAUAUUUUAUAUUAAAAUUUUAGGCAUGAGGCCAAUGUGUGUAUUUUAACCUUUUAAUUAAUUUUACACUGGAGCUUGUUAGAAGAAACUAACAGAACUUAUUAAACUAUUUUGCCACACCUGGACAAAUAUAGAACAAAAACUAUCUAUGCAAUAGCCGUAUGCUGUCAAGUACUUCAGUGCUUUUGUAGCUAAAAAUGCUUGUGCAGGGAAUAUUUAGUUUUUAAAAUUUUGAUUAGCGACAAUUGGCGAUCAGUUGAAAAUUUAGUAGCAACUAGUAACUACUGUGUUAAUGUUUUAGAAUUUUGUAGUGAUCUCUGAACUUUGUGUAGCGAAACGUGACGCGAUACCGAAUAAAAUGUUCCCUGCUUGUAAUAGUUGUAUUGUACUAUUGUGAAGAGUGUAUGUAGAAGCAAUAAUUGAUUCCAAAGGUGUACAGGCUUCCAUUUUUGUCGGGCAGGCCAGUAUUUGCCCAAAUUAAACGGAUGGGUCAAAAACGGGAUAAUAACCAUAUUUAUUCAUAUUUGGAUUACUACUAAUUUAUAGGGUUCCAAAUGGAACUGCUAUGCCUCUUUAUGUCAAUUACAAUUAAUAUUGUGAAUAGAAUGAUGGGAAUUAAUGAUGAAAAGGUUUCAGGCCAGCUCAUUUGGCAAAAAUGUUUCCCAGCGUUAUUACCUGAAUGCGUAGAUUUGCUCCAGCACUGGAGGGGAAUGGAUUUGGGGGGGGGGGUGGGAGUUGAACACUUUCAUCCCGUCCCCUAAGCUUAUGAUUGAUUCGGAGUUAUUACUAAUGUAGAAAUCUUAUACUUGAAUCUCUUGUAAAUAUGUAUAUAUAUUUUUAGAAUGGUGUAUGGGUAAUAGUGGAUGUGGUACACAGUGCUAAAAAUAUUUUGUUUGACUUUUUUUUUUGUAAAUAUGUCCUUUUUUUCUCUUUGUCUUUUGUUUUCUGUAAAUACUUUUCUUGGUUUCAUUCAGGUAGUCAAAAUCAGAAGGGUAUAAGUUUCUUAAGAUGUCUUUAUAUUUGUUACUGUAUAACUAUUAUGGGCUACAAAAGAAAUGAUAAAUAACAUGGGUGUAAUGGUUAACAGUUUUGAGAAGAAAAAAAAGUAUUCUUUUUUAACACAUCUUGGUAUAAUUAAUUUUAUUUUGUUUCAUUGAGGCAAAACAGAUACUGAUGCUACAUCUUACAAAAAUGGUUGCGAUCGAUCCCCGUCAGUGGGCCCAUUGGGCUAUUUCUCGUUCCAUCCAGUUCUCCACAACUGGUGUAUCAAAGGGUGUGGUAUGUACUAUCCUAUCUGUGGGAUGGUGCAUAUAAAAGAUCCC
This is a messenger RNA of Gigantopelta aegis, 5335 nucleotides long. RefSeq names its product endothelin-converting enzyme 2-like. Gene Ontology annotation, molecular function: metalloendopeptidase activity. NCBI's taxonomy places the organism in Eukaryota, Metazoa, Mollusca, Gastropoda, Neomphalida, Peltospiridae. Gene Ontology annotation, cellular component: plasma membrane. Bases 340 to 2649 code for a protein of 769 amino acids. The transcript is spliced from 18 exons. The record is from RefSeq and is a predicted model, not a curated record. Gene Ontology annotation, biological process: protein processing.